This is a messenger RNA of Polyodon spathula (Mississippi paddlefish), 638 nucleotides long. RefSeq names its product transmembrane protein 230-like. Lineage: Eukaryota; Metazoa; Chordata; Actinopteri; Acipenseriformes; Polyodontidae. Gene Ontology annotation, cellular component: synaptic vesicle; endomembrane system. The coding region runs from base 1 to 333 and encodes 110 amino acids. The record is from RefSeq and is a predicted model, not a curated record. The transcript has 2 exons. Gene Ontology annotation, biological process: synaptic vesicle transport.
AUGUUGUUGGAAGCUGUUCCUGUGCCCGCUGAUCACGCUGUGUUACUGAGAUGUCUCCCCCCCACCUCUCAGUUUAAGAAGACCCCCCCUAAGGUUCCCUACAAGGCCAUCGCCCUCGCUACCAUCCUCUUCCUCAUCGGCUCGCUGCUCAUCACCAUCGGGGCUCUGCUGCUGUCCGGGUACAUCAACGUCACGAACAAUGACCGGACCUGGCCCGUGCUCAUCAUUGGGAUUCUGGUUUUCCUGCCCGGGUUCUAUCAUCUGCGCAUCGCUUACUACGCCUCCAAGGGUUACCGUGGUUACUCCUACGAGGACAUCCCAGACUUCGACUGAGCGGCGCGCCCUCGACGCAGAGGCCGGCCGCGUCCACCGGACACUCUCACAGCGUUUUCAUUGAGCAAAGCGAUACGGGAGCCUGCAAGAGGCAGCGCCCGACGAGUGUUCUUUACCCUGAUAGUUCAUGCAAAGCGUUAUCUCAGUGAGCAGGGGUUCAAUUAGAGAGCAGCCCCGUGGAGAAAGAGCCCCCUCCUCCACUUCACAGUCCAGCGGAAAAAGAGAUCCAGCACAAAGAAGUCACAGCUCGUUAUAAUGAAGCAGAUGCACUGAUGUUGACAUUUGUAUUUGAGAGCUGAUGUGGU